Molecule: messenger RNA, 3039 nt
Organism: Pongo pygmaeus (Bornean orangutan)
Lineage: Eukaryota; Metazoa; Chordata; Mammalia; Primates; Hominidae
Gene: ZBTB32
Product: zinc finger and BTB domain containing 32
Exons: 7
Coding region: 349-1812 (487 amino acids)
Biological process (GO): regulation of transcription by RNA polymerase II
Cellular component (GO): nucleus
Molecular function (GO): protein binding; DNA-binding transcription factor activity, RNA polymerase II-specific; RNA polymerase II cis-regulatory region sequence-specific DNA binding
Source: RefSeq, a predicted model, not a curated record
GGGUGACCACGUGCGGGAGCCUUGCGUCCCCGGCCUCGCUCCACUCCCCACUUUUAACGGUCACUCGGCCUUAAGCCGUCCUGGGUGUAUGUGAGGCUGAAAGGGAAGGAAGAACAGGGUCUGGGCCGCUGUGUGCUCUGCCGUCAUCUCUAAGAAACAACCAUACCACUGAAUGCUACUGUGUACUUACAAACCACACUCAUAUUCGUCACAUCAUUUCAUCUUCACCCCCACCUCCAAAUGAGGCUUGAAAAGAGAUGAGAUGUUCCUCCCCCCCCUUUCAACCACGGACCUCACACUGUGGACUUUCUCUUAGAGCCUCUGAGUUAGGUACCCCAGCAAGGCACAAUGUCCCUGCCCCCCAUAAGACUGCCCAGCCCCUAUGGCUCUGAUCGGCUGGUACAGCUAGCAGCCAGGCUCCGGCCAGCACUAUGUGAUACUCUGAUCACCGUAGGGAGCCAGGAGUUCCCCGCCCACAGCCUGGUGCUAGCAGGUGUCAGCCAGCAGCUGGGCCGCAGGGGCCAGUGGGCUCUGGGAGAAGGCAUCAGCCCUUCUACCUUUGCCCAGCUCCUGAACUUUGUGUAUGGGGAGAAUGUAGAGCUGCAGCCUGGGGAGCUAAGGCCCCUUCAGGAGGCGGCCAGGGCCUUGGGAGUGCAGUCCCUGGAAGAGGCAUGCUGGAGGGCUCGAGAGGACAGGGCUAAAAAGCCAGAUCCAGGCCUGAAGAAACAUCAGGAGGAGCCAAACAAACCCUCAAGGAAUCCUGAGAGAGAACUGGGGGACCCUGGAGAGAAGCAGAAACCAGAGCAGGUUUCUAGAACUGGUGGGAGAGAACAGGAGAUGUUGCACAAGCACUCGCCACCAAGAGGCAGCCCCGAGAUGGCAGGAGCAACGCAGGAGGCUCAGCAGGAACAGUCCAGGUCAAAAGAGAAACGCCUCCAAGCCCCUGUUGGCCAAAGGGGAGCAGAUGGGAAGCAUGGAGUGCUCAUGCGAUUGAGGGAAAAUCCAGGGGGCUCUGAGGAAAGUCUGCGCGAGCUCCUUGGCCCCCUUCCCCCAGCAGGCUCCCUGCAAACCAGCGUCACCCCUAGGCCCUCGUGGGCUGAGGCCCCUUGGUUGGUGGGGGGCCAGCCUGCCCUGUGGAGCAUCCUGCUGAUGCCGCCCAGAUAUGGCAUUCCCUUCUACCAUAGCACCCCCACCACUGGAGCCUGGCAGGAGGUCUGGCGGGACCAGAGGAUCCCACUGUCCCUAAAUGCCCCCAAAGGGCUCUGGAGCCAGAACCAGUUGGCCUCCUCCAGCCCCACCCCAGGUUCCCUCCCCCAGGGCCCUGCACAGCUCAGCCCUGGGGAGAUGGAAGAGUCUGAUCAGGGGCACACAGGCGCACUUGCAACCUGUGCGGGUCAUGAGGACAAGGCAGGCUGCCCACCUCGCCCGCACCCUCCCCCGGUCCCUCCUGCUCGGUCUCGGCCCUAUGCGUGCUCUGUCUGUGGAAAGAGGUUUUCACUCAAGCAUCAGAUGGAGACGCACUACCGAGUCCACACAGGAGAGAAGCCCUUCUCCUGUAGCCUUUGUCCUCAGCGCUCCCGGGACUUCUCGGCCAUGACCAAGCACCUGCGGACACACGGGGCCGCUCCGUACCGCUGCCCCCUGUGCGGGGCCGGCUGUCCCAGCCUGGCCUCCAUGCAGGCGCACAUGCGCGGUCACUCGCCCAGCCAACUCCCGCCCGGAUGGACCAUCCGCUCCACCUUCCUCUACUCCUCCUCGAGGCCGUCUCGGCCCUCGACCUCUCCCUGUUGUCCUUCUUCCUCCACUACCUGACGGGGUGUCGGUAGCGUCUUAGCCAAGAGUCCAAUUAAACGAAAAGCAGGCCGGCUCGGCUUCUGACCUGGCACCGCUGCUACGGCGGCCUAGCAAAUUCCGCCCCCGAAGCGCCCCAGGAAGGGCGCCGAGUGCCCUCUCCUGGACGAUCGCGGGUCGCAGAAGCCCAGGCCAGCGAGCCCUACAGGGUGAGGACACUGAAGUGUACAGGAACGAAGGUUAACAGUAGGGGGGAUUGUCGAUCUCAUCACCAUAAUAAAGAGUUUCCUGUGCCCUCCCUUCAGGACUAGAAAGCCGAGUUUAGUCUGUGCACACCCCCGCCCACGCCCCUUGUCCUGUAGCGGCCCCUGGUGGCCCUGCGACCGCCGUCCAGCGGGGUGGACACUUUCUUCCACCCCCGAGGCGCCCCGUCCUCCCCAGGAGGCAGCCGGCCGCGAGGACUCGGUGUCCGGGCACACCUCGCGGCAUGCCGGUCCUGGGCUGGUGGGAGCUUGUGCGAUCGCAAGUCACUCGCCCCUUCCACUGCAAUCCAUGGCGCGCGGAGUCUGAUCUGGGAACGCUCGGCCCCCGCGAGAGAGGAACGCGUGCUCCGACCCUGCUUUCGGCCACCCGCCUCCUCUCCGGGAGCACACCGACACCGAGACCGCGGCCUCUCCGGCGUCUUCCCUCCACACUGUGCCGAGCCGCCGCCAGGUCGCGCCUGGAAAGGAGACUGACUAUGCUUUCCACCGCUCCUUCUCCAGCCCACGCCUCCUGCAGCCGCGAACUGCAUUUCCCAGGGCGUCGGGGGGUCCCGGGGCCCGAGCCCGCGGCACCCUGGGAGUGGUAGUCCACGCUGGCCGCCGGCCUAGCCAAGAACAAUGGGAGGAGCCUGGGGCUAGGACCACACCUCCCGGAGACCCGGCAACCCGCUUUCCGGGUCCUGGCCGGGAACCCCGCAGUCCCGGCCCUCGCGCCCUGCCUGCCGGCGGAAGAAGCGAGGCGUCCGGACUACAUUUCCCGGAGGCCCCCGCGGCUCGCCCCUCUGCGGCCGCGACGCGGGGUCUGUGCUCCCCAGGCGCGGUCCGAGGGCGCCGGCCGGCCGCGGACUCCCUCUCCCGUGGUGCCCUGCGCGUGGCCGGCCCGGCCCCCGGCCUCCGGCGGCCCCGCGGCGGCGCUGGUUGUUGUCGUGCGCCGCGGCCGCCCCGCCCCGCCCCCGCUCUCUCCCCUCCCCCCGGCCCUGCGCAC